AUGUCUAGGUUCAAAUCAAUUGACGGCCCGGUGGCGCAGCCUCCCGACAUGCUAGACGAGGUCGAGCAAGGCGACUUUCGGUCUAUUGACCCGCACAGUGGUGUGAAACGGGGCCUUAAGACACGGCAUCUGAGUAUGAUGGCCCUGGCUGGUAUCAUCGGGCCUGGGCUUCUUGUUGGAGCAGGAGGUGCUUUGGCAAGUGGUGGGCCGGCCUCUCUACUAAUUGGAUUUGGUGUUAUCGGAAUAAUCGCAUUCAGUAUCAUGCAGAGCCUGGGUGAACUCACGACACUUUACCCAAGCGGAGGCGCUUUCACGGCUCUGGCAGAUCGCUUCGUUGACAAGGCUUUUGGAGUGGCUGUUGGGUGGAACUAUUUCAUCAUUUGGGUUGCAGUGCUCGCAAACGAAUAUAACGCAGUCACAAGCAUCUUGGUGUUUUGGAGCGAGAAAGUGCCUGUUUGGGGUUACUUCCUACUUUUAUGGCUACUGGGGCUCGUCGCAUAUUUCCUUUUCUCUAUCAUUUAUGUCUCUGGAGGCGUCAAAGGCGCAGAUGCCCUCGGUGCUCGAUAUUGGCACGACCCUGGCCCGUUCGUUGAAGGUUUUCGAGGCGUCGCAACUGUCUUUGUGUUUUGCUCCACCUUCUACGCUGGUGUAGAAUCAGUCGCGGUCGCCGCAACUGAAACAAAGAAUCCGAAAGUGGCAGUUCCUUUGGCCAUUCGACAGACGUUCUGGAGAAUAAUCUUCAUCUACAUGGGUUCCGCAUUGUUCUUUGGCCUCACGUGCCCUUCGAACGCAGACGGCCUGAUCAAUGGGUCUAGUCGUGCGCUGAAAAGCCCGAUGACGAUCGCCAUUCAAAAUGCAGGCUUCCCGGCUGGUGUACACCUGAUAAAUGCUUUUAUCCUGGUAACGUGCAUAUCUGCCAUCAACAGCAGCAUCUAUAUUGCGUCCAGGACCCUUUUGUUCAUGGCCCAAGACGGGAAAGCCCCGAAAAUCUUCGGCACAACAAACAGGAAAACCGGGGUGCCCAUCCCAGCGGUGCUUUUCGCCAACGCAUGUGGAGCCCUGUCCUUGAUGAAUAUCAGUACUGGCGCAGGUAAUGCGUUCACGUAUAUCGUCAACCUCAGCGGUGUGUCCACCUUCCUUGUAUGGGGAUCGAUAUCGUUCACCCACAUCCGGUUUCGCCAAGCGUGGAAAGCUCAGGGAUAUCAUACUCACGAUCUACCCUUUACCUCCUUUCUAUAUCCUUGGAACGCGUAUUUCGGAUUAGCCGCCAAUAUGUUCCUAGCUUUGGUUCAAGGUUGGACAACAUUGAGCCCGUUCGAAGCAGGUCGAUUUGUUGAUGCAUAUAUACUGCUUCCUCUCUUUCCAAUCAUUUAUUUCGGAUAUAAGCUGGUAUUCCGCACCCGGUUUUGGCGCGUGGAAGAGAUUGACCUCCAAGCAGGGCGUCGACGUGACCUGGACGAGGCCAAAGAGAUUCAAAACGGACAACUUGAUAGCCAUCAGAGUCUAUGGAGGCGCUUAAUCAGAAACUUCUGA
Neoarthrinium moseri is the source of this 1533-nucleotide messenger RNA. RefSeq lists its product as uncharacterized. The record is from RefSeq and is a predicted model, not a curated record. Gene Ontology annotation, molecular function: amino acid transmembrane transporter activity. The transcript has 4 exons. Gene Ontology annotation, biological process: amino acid transmembrane transport. NCBI's taxonomy places the organism in Eukaryota, Fungi, Ascomycota, Sordariomycetes, Amphisphaeriales, Apiosporaceae. Gene Ontology annotation, cellular component: membrane. Bases 1 to 1533 code for a protein of 510 amino acids.